AUGGAAUCCAUCGAGAUCCACGAGGCCGCCACCCCAGCCAGAAGGCCCGUCGUAGACCUCACAGCAGACACCCCUUCCUACGAGGCUCGUGGAGAGCCCACCAGGAAGCAGGGGGCUGGCUACACCCGCAGCGGACCCAACUACUCCCCCGCUUCCUCGGUAGUCUAUAUCGCUGGCAAUACCCUCUCCGAUGUCUCCAACAGGGCCAACGUUUCCGCCAGCCAGUCCUCCAGAGGAUACGACUUUGACUCUUUCGGGUCGUCCCUCUCCCAAAAAUCCAGAACUUCAAAGUUGAGCGAUCCCUACUCCAGCUAUAUCAAGCCCGCCACUCCGAAUGCUUUUCAAAAAUCCCAGUCUCAGAUCAAGCAGACGUUCAGCCAGCCGGCUCGCCAGCCUGCAUUUGGUUCGACGAAGGGUUAUGUCAAUGGAUGGCCGGGUUGGGUACAGCCUGGGGGUGUCAAUCCUGGCACAGUGCCCAAUGCUAGGGCCCCCCUUGCUCCGACGAGCAGAGCUCCCGUAGGGGACGACGUUCCCCGCGAAAACUUUGACAUCGCCGGCGCUAGUAUCACUGCCGACGACAUGGUCCGGUACAACGGCGACGCAGAGAAGCACAUGGCAGAGCUCUUGAGCGGGGCCAUUGGUGAUGGAGAGGAUGAGAUGGGAGAUGAUGGAGUACAGGAAGGGGACGACAAAAUCGAGGGUUUCGCAAAGGGCAUGAAAUUGAUGCCCCAUCAAGUGAGGGGUGUCAAGUGGAUGAGGCAGCGAGAGAGCGGGCGUAAAUACGGAGGAAUCCUUGCAGACGACAUGGGUCUGGGCAAGACGGUCCAAACGUUGGCCAGGAUUGUGGAAGGCAAGCCUACCCCCGCAGAGAAGAAGGCCGGAUACAAGGGUGGUACUCUCAUCAUUUGUCCGCUUGCAGUCAUGGAACAAUGGGCUACCGAGUGCAACACCAAGACCUCUCCCGGAGUCCUCAAAGUCACCACCCACCAUACGUCCAGCCGGACAAAAUUGGGCAAGACCCUCGAGGGCUACGAUGUCGUUAUCACCACUUUUGCUACCGUCUCCUCGGAAUUCGGUAUCUACGAAAAGGAGAUGCAGUCGCGACUGGACGACCAGCUGGAUUCCGACUCUGAUGAUGUGGCGCCGAAAGGAAGGAAGAAGGCCGCGAAAAAGAAGGCGACUAUGAGUGCUCUGUUCCAAGUAAAGUGGUUGAGGAUCGUCGUCGACGAGGCCCAAAACAUCAAGAACAGAAACACCAAACAAGCAAAAGCCGCCGUCGCUCUCCGAGCCAAGUACAGAUGGUGUCUGACAGGUACCCCCAUCCAGAACAAUGUCGAGGAACUGUUCACUCUCUUCCAAUUCCUUCGUGCAAGGCCUCUGGACGAUUGGCAAGAGUUUAGAAUUCGUAUCUCUUCGCUCGUCAAGGAAGGUCGUACCAAAAUUGCAAUGAAGCGUCUCCAUGUCGUCCUCAAGGCUAUCAUGCUGCGCCACGGCAAAAAGAUUCUCAACCUUCCGGGCCGAACGGUACAGGUGAUGCCAUGUCCGUUUGACGAGGAUGAGCGCGCCUUUUACGAAGCUUUGGAGAAGAAGACCAGUAUCACGUUCAACAAGUUUGUCAAGAGCGGCAGCGCUACUGCCAACUACACCUCCGUCUUGACGUUGCUUUUACGUCUCCGACAGGCGUGUGUUCACCCGUCACUGGUCACCAACUCUUUGGAUAUGGACGAGGCGCUCGAGGCUGAUGAUGUUGCCAAAGCUGCACCCGUCAAAGACGAGGCGGAUGAGCUGGCUGACAUGCUCGGUGGGCUCGGCGUUGCCAAAGGCAAGACUUGUGCCAUUUGUUUUGUCAAGCUGCAAGACCAGACUGCCACUCAUUGCGCCGGGUGCAUAGGUCUCACAGAACGCGUCUUGGCUCGUGACAAAUCAUCCAACCUUCCGCCUGACAGCGCCAAGAUCCGAACCUUGCUCAAGCUUUUGUCCGAGAUCGACGAGAAGAGCGGCGGGCAAGAAAAGACUAUUGUGUUCUCCCAGUUUACAAGCUUUCUGAACCUGGUGGAGCCCUUCUUGAAAAAGUACAAGAUUGCAUUUGUCAGGUACGACGGGUCGAUGAGGAACGACAAGCGUCAACAGUCCCUCCAAGCUAUCAAGAAUGACCCUGUUGUCAAGGUCAUCCUCAUCUCUUUCAAGGCUGGUAGCACGGGUCUGAACUUGACAUGUUGUAACAACGUGGUCCUCAUGGACCUGUGGUGGAAUCCUGCUCUUGAGGAUCAAGCCUUUGAUCGUGCUCAUCGCCUCGGACAGAAGCGUGACGUGAACAUCUACAAAUUGACUAUUGAGGAGACAGUGGAGGAUCGUAUUCUCGCUCUCCAAAACAACAAACGGGAAUUGGCCAACGCAGCGCUCUCGGGCCAAGCAGGCAAGGGACUUAUGAAGCUCACGAUGGACGACAUCAUGAAACUGUUCAAACACUCGCACAAAGGCCAAGAGGACGACGAAUCUGACGACGAUGAUUAG
Messenger RNA from Cryptococcus wingfieldii CBS 7118, 2514 nucleotides. RefSeq lists its product as hypothetical. Gene Ontology annotation, cellular component: cytoplasm. Bases 1 to 2514 code for a protein of 837 amino acids. Gene Ontology annotation, molecular function: ATP-dependent chromatin remodeler activity; ATP binding. Lineage: Eukaryota; Fungi; Basidiomycota; Tremellomycetes; Tremellales; Cryptococcaceae. The record is from RefSeq and is a predicted model, not a curated record. The transcript is spliced from 13 exons.